GCCCCGUCGGUCCCGUCCCGCGGCCGGAAAGCGCUCCGCUGCUGGGCAACGCUAUCACGACAUCGCGGCCCGGUGGUGGUGGCGGGUCUGUGACCAUGUUCGGGGCGGCGGCGGAGGAGGACGACGCGGAUUUCCUGUCCCCUGCCAGCGGUGCCAGAUUGGCCUCUCUCUUUGGUCUGGAUCAAACAGUCUCAAGCCAUGGAAAUGAAUUCUUCCAGUACACUGCACCAAAGCAGCCUAAGAAGGCUCAAACAGCACCUGCAGGUCAGGCAGCCCAGAAGGCUCCUGCGGCCCCAGCAGCUUCAGGAGCACCAUCGGUGUUCAUGGCCACUGCAGUUUAUGCUUACCGAUAUACAAAUGGGCAGUACUUGAAACAAGGCAAGUAUGGAGCAGCUGUAGUGGGGAACCAUGCUACUAAAGAGUACAGGAUCCUCCUUUAUAUCAGUCAGCAGCAACAGAUCGCAACUGCAAGGAUUCAUUCAGGUUUCGUACUCACGGUUCAACCCAACAAUUACAGUGCAUUCUAUGAUGAUCAGAGACAAAACUGGUCCAUCAUGUUUGAGUCAGAAAAGGCAGCAAUGGAUUUCAGUAAACAGGUGUGCAUUGCCAAAUGCAACAGCUCCCCAGUGCUUGAUUCGGUGCUCUACCAGGAUCUCCUUCUUGGAGAAGGGCAGGGAGUAGAAGGAGGAGACUCUCUGGAAAUUGCCUAUACAGGUUGGCUGUUCCAGAACAAUGGGCUUGGACAGGUGUUCGAUUCUAAUGUUAACAAAGACAAGCUGUUGCGGCUAAAGCUGGGAUCUGGAAAGGUCAUCAAGGGCUGGGAAGAAGGAAUGAUAGGGAUGAAGAAAGGAGGGCGGAGGUAUCUCAUUAUUCCUCCAGCAUGGGCCUACGGGGCACAGGGAGUGGCUGGCCGUGUCCCUCCAGACUCGACUCUAGUUUUUGAGGUGGAAGUUAAGCGGGUGAAGUUAGUGAAGGAAUGCGCUGGUUCGGAUGGACAGAGUGUUAGUUCAAGGGAUUCUCCUGCACCUUCUCCAGUACCCAAUUCAGACGGCUUCUCUGCAGAUGGUGGUUUAUUGCCUCCAUCUUCGAUACCUCCAAAGCCUGGGGAGCCAGCUGUUCGGGCCAAGUCAAACUCCAUCAGUGAACAGCUAGCAAACCCAGAUGUAGCAAAGGCAAAGCUAAUUUCUCGGAUGGCUAAAAUGGGACAGCCCAUGCUGCCUUUCCUGGCUGGGACAGCAGGUAGUCAACUUGACUCCAGUGACUCGGAAAUAGAGGAUCUAAAUACACUGAGAGGGACAGCGCAACCAGUGGCUUCAUCUGCUCUGAGACCGUCACAGCCAUCUCACGCGGUACUGCCCACAGUGUCAACACAAGUACCUCAGGCAUCUGGUCCUACACCCCCAGUAUCUUCUGCUGCUUUAAUACCUGCAACAAUCCAGCCCCAUUCAGCUCUGCCUGGAGGAGCACAGGGCUUUCAGGUGUAUCCUGGCAUGGCAUUUGCUUACCCCCAAACCGCUGCAUCUGCUUCUCAACUCCAGCCUGUAGGACAGAUGUAUCCUGCACCUUACCAAGCACCUGGGGAUGUUACUUCCUUUUUGAUGACAGAAGCUCGGCAGCAUAACACUGAAAUCCGAAUGGCCGUUAGCAAAGUAGUAGAUAAAAUGGAUCAUCUGGCUGCCAAGGUGGAGGAGUUGAAGAAACAGAACACUGGCAACAGCUCACUACUGCCUGGUAUCUCCUCUGUUACUAUGGAAGCCUCCAUGAUCAUGAGCAAUAUCCAACGCAUAAUCCAGGAGAAUGAGAGACUGAAGCAAGAGAUAUUUGAGAAGAGCAGUCGGAUUGAGGAGCAGAAUGAGAAGAUCAGCGAGUUGAUUGAACGGAAUCAGAGAUACGUUGAACAAAGUAACUUGCUAAUGGAGCAGAGGAACCAUUCACUGCAAACAACAAAUGAAAACACACAGGCAAGAGUGUUGCAUGCAGAACAGGAGAAGCACAUGCUGCCAGUGGAUCGGGGCUGGGACCAGGCCAAAGUUGCAGAGGAGUUAGCAGCUGCCACAGCACAGGUUUCCCAACUACAGCUGGAGCUGACUGCCCACCAGAAGAAGGAGAUGGACCUACGGAAACAGCUGUCUGCUGCCCUGCAAGAGGCAGAGCGACACGAGAUGCAGCUCAACAAACUGCAGGCACAGUUAGCAGAGCUCCAAGAAGCCGCUGAGGACACUCAGACUAGAUUCAAAUCUGAGAAGCAUAGCCGCAAACAGCUGGACAUGAAGAUUACAGCACUGGAAGAAGAGCUAACGGACCUAAAAGUGGAAAAAGAGACUCUUGAAAGGAAUCUUGCAGAGAGGAAGAAGAAGUCCCUCUCGGAGAGAGCUCAAGCAGAAGAAGAGAUGGAAGAAAUACGCAGAUCGUAUCAGCAGGAACUGGACAAGCUUCGGCAGUUGCUGAAAAAGGCACGGACUUCAACUGACCAGGCAGCAGCAGAGCAGAUAUCGCUUAUCCAGGCAGAGCUGGAAUCCCAGUGGGAAGCAAAAUGUGAACGUACACUGGCCUCAGCCAAGGAGCAGCAUGUUAGACAGUUCCAGGAGGUGUGUGAGCAGAGAGACUCCUUGCAGCAGCAGGUGUCCCAGCUGGAAGAGAAGCUUGCGGCUCUAAAACACUUGAAAAAAGCAGAGGAGCAAAAAUUGUCUGAGUUUCAGCAACAUUUGGAGCAACUAGAGCCUAUCAAAGAAAAGUAUUCAGCCUUGCAGUCUGAUAUUGUGGUGCUGAAGGCUCGCUAUGAAGAACGCAUCCGAGCCCUGGAGAAGGGUCAGGAGGGAUCUUCACCUGCAGACUUCACAGAAGAAGUAAAGAAGAUAAUGAAUGGUGUAUUUCAGUCUCUUCGGGGUGAAUUUGAGCUGGAAGAGACAUACGCUGGCAGGACAGUUCUGGGUGUUGUCAUGAACACUAUUAAGACUGUAACACUGCAGCUACUCAACAGACAGCAAAAGAAACCAGAUCAUGACAGUAACAAGGAGGAAUCUGGAACAGGAGCAGUGAGACAGGCGGCAUCGCCUGAAGGAAAGUCUGACCGUGAAGAGCCCAUGCAGCAUAGCCUGGCACAGCGUGUUGCAUUCCCAGCUGACCCUGGGGAAGCAGCCACAGGCUCCGUGGUGUCUGACCAGGAAGGCGAGUCUGCUCCUCUGUCUGCUAGGCCCAGAACUCCUGAGGAGGAGCAGGUGACACAGAGCAGUGGGUUGUCAGAAGAGAAGGUCCAGGGGGAGCAUCUCUCUUCCACAGCUGAAUCCUGCCUGGAUCCUGAUGAGGGACCUGUACUGACAGGACAGCCUGUUCCUGAGGUGGAUGAGGACGUUGUCCCAGCUGAGCAGAGGCAGGAGAGCAGUCCCAUCAGGAAAGCUGAGACUGAACACAGUCCCUCCAGAGUAUCUUUGCAGGCAGAAGUUGCAGAAUCUUCUGUUCUAGAAGCCAAGCCAGGAGAUGCAGAUGUGGCAGUGCUUGCAGAAAAGCCAGUCCUGGAGCAGAAGACAGAGGAGCCUGUGGGAGGUUCAGAGCCCCCUCCCUUAAAUGGGGAGGGAGGGAACUGCACAGACCCGUUAGACGGAGCUAUCCCCGAGAAGGAGCCUGCUUCAGUGUCCAAAACAGCACAGCCAAGCUCGGCUAUCACCAGAGGAACCCCCGGACAGCAGGAACUGGGCUCCAGCCCCAGGCAAAAAGAUUCCAGCCUCUUUGAGGACAACAACUUCUUUGAAACACCAUCUCGUAAACCGCUGAAGCCUCUCGUUCCCUCUGAAGAGGAGGAUGAGGAGGAAGUGAGCAUGAAGGGGCGUCCCCCUCCAGCUCCACUCUUUGGUGAUGAUGACGAUGAUGAUCUGGACUGGCUGGGAUGAAGAGCUGGCUGAUGAGCCUGCGAGCCCCCUCCUCUGGGCGUGGCCUCUUUCUGUGCACUUAGCACUUAACGAGCUGCAUAUGUGGGACAGCUGUGAUCACCCAGGGACUUCCCAGGUUCUCGUACUGCAGACUGAUGGGGCCUGAGAGCAGGGGCUCUUUCUGCACUCAGACCCAUCGCUCAGACCUGACAAACAUGCGCAGAGGUUGAGACGAGCUGAAGGAACCGACCAGUCUUAGUGCACGUUUGUAUUGCUGUCCUACUUCUGUGAACCAUUGAUUCCUUAGUCUGAAACUUUAUGCAGAUACAAACUUUGUAAAGUGCUUCAGGAGAGCAAGUCUGGCAGGACCCUGCAGUAGGUAACUACUUUUUAAAAAGUCAAGUCUAAAAUCUUGUCGUCUUCCCCAGUAAAGAUCUCCUUGGAAUAUUUCUCCUAGUCCCCAGGGUGGCUCCCAGGGACCUCUGUACCAUCCCAUCACCAUGUGUGAGCAACGUGCAGUGGGAGAUUUGGCCGAGACACCCCAGGCAGGUGUUUUCUGUGGGCACCAGCUCCACGCAGGCAGCUUGGGGACAGCCCCGGGGCUGAGGUGGUUGGGCUCAUCACUGUUGUAUGUUCUACGGCACACGUGGUGCUGGCUGACCCCCAGCCUGCUGGGCAGGGCCACCUGUCAGCGGUUCUGAAAGCCGGGGCUCUCUUAGACCAAUGCUCCAAGCACAGAUGUAGCAUCUAGGAACUGUGGCUGUAAGAAGCCAAAUCCCCAGCUGCGUUUUACAGAGGACCCCAAGGCUCAGAGAGACCUCACAAAAGUGAUUCGCUGCGCAGCCAGCUUAUCUCCUCUUAUCUUUGCAUCCAGAGGUGAGAUGUUUUUGGUUUUUUCCCACUGGGUUAUGUACGUUUCACUGGCGGUGAAAGCAGCAAUGCAGAUUUGUAAUCUGCUGCUGAGAGAGAGGGAGAGAGUUGCUGUAGGCAGCCGAGCCCAUCUCCUGUGCCUUUUUCUCUGCUACUGAUUAAAGUGUGAUGAUCAUAGCAAAAUUAAAACUUAGUAAUAGGAUGUAAGUUAUAACCCAACCUCCCCUGGGCUCUGCUGGCAGCCAGGGGGUUGGGAUAUAACUUUUCAGUCUUAAGUGGACCAAGAAAGGAAAGCAGUGAGGAUAGAGAGUUGGGCAAACACCUUGGAUUUCUCAUAGCAUUUUUACUUCUACAUUUAUUGGCACUAAUGCAACUUAAAACUAUGAGCAGGUCUUUGUAUCUUUAAAACAAAUAACCCCCUCUUCACUUAAUAAACUGGAAGCGCUUAAAAUAAUUCUACUACAGUUUAGUUUCUACAACUGCCUCCUAUCUUAAAUAAAAUUGAUUAUUGUCCUCCUAAAUGUGAUUUCUUGGGAGGAAAAAAUAAGAAAAGGUGCUGGGCAUCCCUGUUUGGGAAUGUAGGAGGGUGGCAGGUCCCUGCCCCUGCGCUGCGUGCCCAGCCCAGCACACUGCCAAAUGCAGCUGUAAUUGUGGAAGAGACCAAAGCCUGUGAAACAGCCAACCUGCGGCCGAGCAGACACUGAUCUGGCAGGGUAAACUGCUGGGGGUUCCUGGGGAGCCACUCCAGAAGUCAAAGCACCAAAUAGUUACUCGUUGCUGGGUGACUCUGUGUGUGAAACCCGGAUUUUCUGGGGUCCCCCCUUCCUUGUGCUGGUCUGAGUGUAGGUACCCUGAAGCAGCCUCUGCCCCCCCCAGCUGGGGCAGUGUCCCAGUGGAGCUCGUUGCUAAUACUAACAAAAUCCACUUCUUGUUUCCUGUUACAGAUGGGCAACCUGAGGGAUUUGCAUUUCACUUCUUGAAAAAUAAAAGUGCAAUUAAACCUGUA
Falco peregrinus (peregrine falcon) is the source of this 5742-nucleotide messenger RNA. It is a transcript of the gene FKBP15, whose product is annotated as FKBP prolyl isomerase family member 15. The record is from RefSeq and is a predicted model, not a curated record. The transcript is spliced from 30 exons. Bases 96 to 3887 code for a protein of 1263 amino acids. Gene Ontology annotation, molecular function: peptidyl-prolyl cis-trans isomerase activity. Lineage: Eukaryota; Metazoa; Chordata; Aves; Falconiformes; Falconidae. Gene Ontology annotation, cellular component: growth cone.